This is a messenger RNA of Daphnia magna, 512 nucleotides long. Its product is annotated as pupal cuticle protein Edg-78E-like. The transcript has 2 exons. Gene Ontology annotation, molecular function: structural constituent of chitin-based larval cuticle. The record is from RefSeq and is a predicted model, not a curated record. Gene Ontology annotation, cellular component: chitin-based extracellular matrix. Bases 155 to 424 code for a protein of 89 amino acids. Lineage: Eukaryota; Metazoa; Arthropoda; Branchiopoda; Diplostraca; Daphniidae.
AGCUUACCCUACUCCCAGCUACAACAAGGAUAACAAAUACGCUGAUAUCACCAUCACCAACCAAUCUGACGAACGCAACCUCGAUGGCAGCAGCCAAUGGAGCUAUGCCCAGUCUGACUACACUACCCGUGAAGAGUCUCAAGUUCAGAAGAAAAUGCAAGGAGUCACCUAUGACUCUUACGGCAAAGAAUCGUACGGUGAAGUCCUAGGCAACACCAACAAGGGAUCCUCUUACUGGGUUUCCCCUGAAGGCCAGAAAUUCACUUUGACCUGGGCCGCUGAUGAAGCUGGAUUCCAGCCCAAAGGUGAUCACUUGCCCGUCGCACCCGUCCACGAAUACGAACUCCCAGUUGCUCCUGUCCACGAUUACGAACUUCCAGUUGCCCCUGCUCUCCCUUAUACGCGCACUGGACUCGGUUAUUAAACAUAAGCAUUUCGUAAGUGAUACCUGAUUGAUGGGAACUGUGCAGUCCUAACUUAUUGAUAAUCAAAUAAACGGAACGGAAAAUGAA